UAUCGAUAGACAGCUAGUAGUUUUGUUUGUAAAUACAAUUUAAAUUAAACAAGCUAAUAUUAGCCAUGGAACCGGUGGCCAUCCGGCCGAAGGCACCAGGAGCGGGCAACCGCGGAGCCCUGCGGCUGGCAGCGAAGAAGCCGCCCAAGAAGCGCAUGUACCACUGCGGCGUUUGCUUGGCGGGAUUCCCUGGUCAUCUGGCCACCAAGCGGCACGAGCAGCAGUGCGCGGCCAGGUUGAGGCGGCUGUUCGUCUGCCGCCACUGCCUGACGCUCUUCGGCGAGGAGGCGCGGCUGGAGCGGCACCGGGAGCGAAAGCACGUCGACGGUCAGUUCCUGUGCCUGCAGUGCGGCAAGCGGUACGCGUCCGCCACGUUCCUGUACCGCCAUGUGGUCACCUGGCACGGCGAGCAGUCGCUGUUCUACUGCGCCAUGUGCGCGGACAACUGCAACGAUGUGAAGACCUUUAGCGGGAUGCUGGAGCUUCAGCAGCAUGCCGAGGAGGUGCAUAGCCUGCGUUCCCUGGAGUCCACCGCCAGUGAUGCAGGCAGCCAGGUCGAUGAAACGGAGGACCUUGAGAUGCUGGAGGAGAACAUCGAGGACAUACUGCCCAGCAUCGACUGGGACGACGAUCUGACCUUUGGCUGGCCCAUGGACCUGAACAAGGAGUCGUGUAUUUUGGACACUAAGCCAAGCGUUUUUGUCUGUCCCUUCUGCGCCAACGGAUUCACCGGCAGUCUGAGCCUAGUGCGGCACCUGGAACAGGUUCACGAACGCAGUCCCCAGGAAUGCUGCUACUGUGGCAAGAGCCAUGGCAGCCGGGAAGCCCUGCGCUCCCACCUGCAACGUGUCCACGUUCUGUUGCGCGGUCAUGUGUGCGACAUUUGCCAGGCGGACUUCGCCACCGCCGAUCAUCUGAAGAAGCACGUGAACAGCCAGCACCUGGACCACCGACCGCAUUUGUGUCCCACCUGCGGCAAGAGAUUCGCUCAGCGGUGCCACCUCACCCAGCACAUGGCCACGGAUCGCGGCCAUGGGCAAGGCAACUACGUCUGCCAACUCUGCCUGUGGCCCUUCUUCCGGGCCAUCGAUCUCGAACGGCAUGUGUAUGAGAAGCAUCCGUGAGGCAGUCAUCCUAGCGGGCAUCCUAGCUAUCUUCGGUGUUGUAAGUUACAACAUUUCACGCCUAGAAUUACGCUUAAUAUAUUGGGUAUUUAUUCUUUAAAGUCCACAUCGGGGGUAUCGCAAAUGUUUUUCCGAGCGAACUUGAACUUGAAAAUCGUAUCUUAAUUUUUUUCUAUAUAAUAACUGCUUACAAGACGCCUUAAUUUACACCCUUAGAACUUACUGAUACUAUAAAUAAUUGAAAUUGUUUUAGUAGGUACCAAUGUUAUUUAAGACACAUCACUUUAUAGAGUGCAAGAUAUAUAUCGCUUUUUGUUUGAACCGAGUUUGUGCGAGGGUAUGCGAAAGUCGCGACGGCGCUCUCACAGCGUUAACAGUAGGUCUGAUCUCGUGCAGCCGCUGUUAGCUGUUAGCUGCCAGCUGAUCCGCUCCAGGCCCCCAGAGCAGCCCCAAGAUCGGGAG
Drosophila teissieri is the source of this 1586-nucleotide messenger RNA. RefSeq names its product zinc finger protein 343. The transcript has 2 exons. Lineage: Eukaryota; Metazoa; Arthropoda; Insecta; Diptera; Drosophilidae. The record is from RefSeq and is a predicted model, not a curated record. Gene Ontology annotation, molecular function: DNA-binding transcription factor activity, RNA polymerase II-specific; RNA polymerase II cis-regulatory region sequence-specific DNA binding. Gene Ontology annotation, biological process: regulation of DNA-templated transcription. Bases 66 to 1124 code for a protein of 352 amino acids.